This is a messenger RNA of Meloidogyne enterolobii, 411 nucleotides long. Lineage: Eukaryota; Metazoa; Nematoda; Chromadorea; Rhabditida; Meloidogynidae. The record is from the annotation of a GenBank genome assembly.
AUGCACGGAGGGAUUUCGCCGAAAUUGAAUAAACUUAGCGACCUUGCAAAGAUUAAAAUCCCUUUGGAUAUAACAACUGAAGAUUCUUCGCAAUUAGAUUUGCUUUGGGCUGAUCCUAGUGGUGAUGUUCAAACUUUUGAGAAGAACGUUCCGAGAGGAUGCUCCAAACUUUUUAGUGUUCAGGAUGUAUACGCGACAUGUGAAAGACUCAACUUUAAAUCAUUGUGCGUGCACAUCAGCCUUUCAAUUGUGGAUUUGGAUUCUUUGCUGGAAAGAGAUUGCUUACUCUGUUUGGGGCUGUGGACCAUGCAGCUAAGGGUAGUUAUGCCGGUGUUCUACAUUUGCAAUUGGAAAAGGCUGUGGACAAGAAAGGCAAAUCAACUGGAAAACUUGAACUCCAAGCUGAUAUAA